Molecule: messenger RNA, 641 nt
Organism: Medioppia subpectinata
Lineage: Eukaryota; Metazoa; Arthropoda; Arachnida; Sarcoptiformes; Oppiidae
Source: the annotation of a GenBank genome assembly
AUGAAAUAUUCAAUAGUUGUCUUCCUUUUGACCGUUUGGUUGGCAUUAAGUUUGGCUCAAAAGACAGAGAAUGAGACGGAGAGUAACCAAAGACAGGGACGCUUUGAUGAGAGGAAGUUCCGUUUCGAUCAGGACAAGAAGGACUUAACACAAUUCCUUAACACCAAAAAUAUUGUCAAAACAGUGGUUAAAUUGCUGUUUGGAUCCACUGAAGAGAGUUCCGCCACUUCUCGCCAAGUGCUCAAUGUUUUGGUUAAAGUGUUAGAUAUGUUGAAGUCAUCGUUCGGUCAAAGAGCGCGAAGCUCUUCCUCGCGAGGUAUUCGCGAUUCGAUAGACGACGCGGCCGUCGCCGGCAUUUCCGUCGUUAAAGGUUACGUCAGAUCUGUGCUCACAAAUGAUGAGCACUGUAUUCAGAAGCAUACGUGCGAAGCAUCAGCUCUGGCCUCCAGAGAAGGCCGUGAAUUGGGAUAUCUUAUCGCUCAGAUGGGAGGAUAUGCCUCGAGUUAUUUGUUGGAGAGCCAGAAAUCGGUUCCAUUUAAUGCUAACUACGAGGCCUCACGACAGGGAAGAAGUGGAGCCGAUUGUACCAAAUUAUACCAGACCUGCAAUGAAGCCGAUUAAUUGUUGUCUCGUUUCUGACU